Messenger RNA from Aphidius gifuensis, 1592 nucleotides. Its product is annotated as protein PFC0760c-like. NCBI's taxonomy places the organism in Eukaryota, Metazoa, Arthropoda, Insecta, Hymenoptera, Braconidae. The record is from RefSeq and is a predicted model, not a curated record. Bases 117 to 1592 code for a protein of 491 amino acids. The transcript has 3 exons.
GUAAUAAAAAAUUGACAAAUAAUAAUAAUAAUAAAAACGUUAUCAGUACUAACAACAACAACAACAACAGCUUAUCAUCAGCAUCUGUCGGUGAGCUUAGGUACUGUAAAAAAGUAAUGGACGACAAGGGCAAUGAAAUAUUUAUUGUUCCAAAACUUCCACCUGGUACUGUAUUAAUAAAACAAACUAAUGAUGAUAAUAACAAUGUCAAUGUCAAUGUCAAUGAACCUGCUAAUGAUUUAUUGGAUAAACUUGAUCUUCGUAGAGUUGAAAAAUCAGCAUUUGGUAUUGCUAAACAAUUUAUUUCACCUCCUAAAAAAAGAGGUCAACAAGUUAGAAGAAAUCCAACUCGAGGAAGUAGAAAAAAAAUUGAUGAUGAAGGAGAUGAAGACGAUGAUAAUGAUGACAAUGAUUAUUCAAGACAAAGAUUGACAUCAUUAAAAAGAGGUGGUGGCGAUGAUGAUGAUGAUUAUAAAUUUGAUAAAAAACAAAUGAAAUAUACAAAUGUUCCAUAUAUGAAUACAAGAUCAAUUACAAAAAAACUUUAUAAUGUUGGUGCAACACAUGAGACACCAAAUGUUCAUGAUGAAAUUGAAUGGAAAGAGUGGCCAGCUCAUGGAAUGCACGAGAGGCCUGUCUAUCAUCCCCAGGUGGGAAAUGUUGCUGAUUGUGCUAGCAGAUGUUUUACAAAUAUGGAUUAUUCAUAUCAAGAUUCAUCACCACUUUCAAGACAUCCUGAUCAUCAAAUACCAACUCGUCCUUCACACGAUCAUCAUCAUCAUCAUCAUCAUCAUCAUCAUCAUCAUCGUAAUCACAACAAUAAAAAUAAAAUUUCUAUUGAAGAAACAUUUGAAAAAUGUAUGCAUUAUAAUUUACAUGCUGUUCUUGCAUUUGCAUCACAAAUUAUGACAAGUCAAUCAAAUAAAAUUGAGGAAAAAAUCCACAAAGCAGCUGGAAUUAAUAAAAAAAAAAAUGACAAUAUUGCCAAUCAAAAACUUGAUAAUAAUACACAAAUAAAAUAUGAUCAACAAGGAAUUAAUAAAAAUUCAAAUACAAUGGAUAAUAAUAAAUUGGUAAAAACAACAAAACCAAUUGUCAAUUCAAUGAUUAAUAUUAAAAAUCAUGAAAAACUUCAACAAGUACUUGAAAGAGGAACAAAAAAUACAUUAAUUUUAUUAAAAACUUCUGAACAAUCUGUAAAAAAAGAUGAUGAUGUAAAACAAGUUGUUGCAACAAAUUCAGAUUCAACAAUAAAAUUAUCAUUUGAUAAUGAAAAUAUUGAUAUAGCUGAAGAAGAUAAAUGUUUAGAAGAUUGUAAAAAAAAUAUAAAUUCAAUUAAAUCAAAUGUUGAAGUAUCGAGUGGUGGUGGUGGUGAUGAUGAUGAUGAUAAUGACAAUGAUGCUGCUAAUGUUAAUGAUAAUGAUAAUAAUAAUAAUGAUGAUGAUGAUGAUAAUAAGUUGAAUUGGCUCAGAGAAUUAAUUGGCAACACAGCAAUUUUAUAUUCUGCUGCUGUUGGAAUUGAUCAGGAUAAUUUAAUAAAUUAUUUAGACAGUUUAGACACUGAAGAGUGUUUAGAUUGGCUAAAAUUAUGA